AAGAUGUUGUUGGAUUCAGUUCUACCACAUACACCACCACUGAAACAAAUGGAAGUGUUACAGUCUGUGUUACUGUUAUAAACGCACCUUUUGGAGCUGUCCAACCAUUCAAUGUAACCGUACUGCGUAGACAAGGAUAUUCUUUGAUUGAGUGCAUUCAAAGAGCUAUACUUUCAGCGGGGAAGUUUGGAAAUGUGUCAUGAGUACGAAAUUGAGCAAGACGAUAACUGUGAACUGGAGGGAGAACAGACAUACUUUAAUCUUCAGCUGAGUGUAACAUCUACAACUCUACUGAGCAUCGAUCCAUUAUUAUCUACUACAACAGUUACUAUUGAUGAUAACAGAGAGAAAGAAUGCUAUGUGAGUGUGUGGUAUGAGAACACAAACUACACAAUCUCUGAAAUGACAGGUGUUGUGGAGCUAUGUGUCACCGCCAGUUCUCCUGGAAUUGACGAAAUAUUUACUCUCAGCGUCACAACUGACACCACUGCAUUUCCUACAGAUUUUUUAAAGCAAAGCACUUACAACUUACAUUGUGUGGUAAAUAGUACCAAUCCAGAGAUAACAAAGUGCUACGACGUUUCGUUUGACUUUGAUGCUAUUACCUGCGAAUACUUCGACUGCAGUGCAUUAAAGACUGUGGUGGCUACCAUAACUAAAGAUGAAACUUCUCGUGUCACCCUCAAUAGACCAAUGACUUCAAUUAUCAUUGAAUUACCACCCAACAAAUGUCCUGACUGCGAUACUUCUAGUAGUCCGUCCUCUUCAUCAAGCAACAUUAUUAUUGCAGCUACCAUUCCAGCAGUGGUUGUAGUAAUUGCCAUACCCUCUAUGGCAGUCGUCAUCAUGCUAAUACUCUACUGGAAAAAGACUACGAAAAAGCUGCAAAUUCUACUUGAAGAACGCGCAAGAAAUGUGCCCAUCAGUGAUCAUUCACUCGAUAAGACCAUAAAGACUUCUAUCUUGUCCUCACAAUUGAGAGAGCAACUAAAAGGAAAAGGGAUGUUAUUCUGCAAAGAGGAACUUGAGCUUUCAAACACUGUGGGUCAAGGAGAGUCAGGACUGUAUACAAGGGAUAUCGGACCACUGGAAUAGGGAAGGAACUGGUUGCUGUCAAAACUGGAAAAGCGCUCUUUUCCACCAGUGAUAAGGACCGUUUGGCAAAGGAGGGUCUACCAUGUGUCAAUUUAAGCACACUAAUGUCAUGCCUUUACUUGGAGUAUGCCUUGAUGAAGACACGCCCCUACUGAUUAUGCCAUUCAUGAACGAAAGGAGUGUUAUUGGAGUUUGUUAAACAUCGCAAAAGGAGCUGGCUCUGUAUCAAUGCACUGAGAAGCUGAGAUUUGUCUUCCAGGAAAAUUCUACUGAAUAUUGUCACACAUCUCAAGGGUAUGGAGAUCUGCAGUGCAAAAGUUUGUCACCGCGAUCUGGAGCACGGAACUGCAUGACUCGACGUGAUGGAGUGAUAAAGGUCGCAGAUUUGGACUAACCGAGGACAUGUAUGGCACAAUACUUCCGUCCAGUCGAGAAAGGGAGAGGUGGGAGUGAGAGAAGGUGGCCAGCAGGUGGAUGGCUCCGCGAGCGCAUGAGGCAGAGAUCUACGCUUUGAGCCCACUGAUGUGUGGUCAGUUGGAGAUGACAGUGUGGGAGCAUCGUCACUUGCGGGAGGAUCCCAUACACUGGUGCUC
Geodia barretti is the source of this 1688-nucleotide messenger RNA. The record is from the annotation of a GenBank genome assembly. NCBI's taxonomy places the organism in Eukaryota, Metazoa, Porifera, Demospongiae, Tetractinellida, Geodiidae.